Molecule: messenger RNA, 28494 nt
Organism: Podarcis lilfordi (Lilford's wall lizard)
Lineage: Eukaryota; Metazoa; Chordata; Lepidosauria; Squamata; Lacertidae
Source: the annotation of a GenBank genome assembly
AUGAGAGCCCACCUUGCCGUUCUCCUCCUUCUGGGGCUCUUGGCCCUCCAAGUGGAGCCCAGUUCUGCCAAAAUGAUGAAGCACAGGGCACAGGGUGAGUGCUGAUUCUGCUGUCCGGGUGGGUGGGGCGAACAAGGUUGGUGCUUGCAGAAAUUCUCCUUCCCCACAUUUCCAUUCCAGAAUCAUUCCAGGCAGAAACGGAAUCAUUCUUGCUUAGGGAAUCCUCGUUGUUCAAAGAAAGAGUGCAAAAGAGGAUAUUUGCACAAUAUCCUUCUGUUCCCCCCAAUAAGAUACUGGCAAUGCUUCUGAAAAGCAAUUGCUGGAAACCCCAGCACUGAUUUGCCAAGGGAAACGCAGUCAGGAGAAGGCGCUGAGGGGCUUCUGGGUUUGAUAUGACAGGCAGCGGCAAAGGAGAAAGGUUUUCUUCCUCUCUCCUGACACCAGAACUCGCAGACAUCCUGAAGCUGAAUGUUGGAAGGUUCAGGACGCAUGAAAGGAAACCCUUCUUCAUGAAACACAUAGUUAAACUGUGAGACUCCUUUCCUCUGGAGGCAGUGAUGAUCCACAGCCUUUGAGGCGAUGGUCAUUGUUAGUUGCUCUUGAUCUAAGAAACUCCUUGGGGUGGCUUUAUAAGAGAGAGACUCUGGGAUAAAUUUAGCAGUCAUGUAGUAAGAGGAGAGAGGUCCCUCGAUGGAUCAGAACUCGGCCACAUGGCAAGAAGCAGCGAGUGGGAAUGAAUGGGGAGUUUUCCGGAUGGUCCCUUGAGCAGCAACUUUGAAAUUUUCCCUUUUAAACUUGUUCAUAAAUGGUUCGGAGUGAACAGUGAGCGGCGAAGUAGCCAAAUUUGCUGCUGAGAGAGAAAUGGCUAAAACAAAAAUGCAGUUCAGCAUAAGCAAGUGUAAAAUGAUGCAUAUUGGGGGCGGAAAUUCUAACUUUACAUGGGGAGUAAUGGGGUCUGAAGUGGCAGUGACUGCCCAGGAAAUGGGCAUUAAAAAUAAGAACCUAAGGAUAGCCCGCUGGUUGAGGCCAGUGGCCCAUCUGGUCCAGAAUCCUCACAAUGGCCAACCAGACGCCCCAGUGGAGAAGCCCCCAAGCAGGAUCUGUUGGUGUUCUGCAACUUUGACCUGUUGCAGGACCUUAGCAGAGCAUGCGCAGAGUUCACGAACACAUUCCAGUCAGUAGGUCAUAAAUCAUUAUGCCUGUGUGAGACCUUGACCAACGGUAGAGCUGUUUCCAGGCUCCUAUCUCUCCAGGCAGAAAUUCUCCUUUCUGCUCAGUCAUCCUUGGCUGUUGGCCAACUCUUAAUUGAAUCUGUGUGCAGCUGCACAGAACUGCACGUUGUCAAAUUCCCAACAGGAUCUGAGCCCAAGAGUGGCCCUCUCCUCUCCUGUAGCUUUCAGAAACUAGGAUUCAGAAGCCCCACCUUCCAGCCCUAGGAGGCUUCCCAAGGGAGCUGUUUCCAGAGGAAGAACUGUGAGGGGAGAGAGACUUUGUGCUGCUCAUCAGGCAAUGGCUUUUUCCAGCUGCCUUGCCCCACCAUCCAGCCCUAGGAGCCUUUCCCAAACCACGACUUUAAUAAUAAUAAUAAUAAUAAUAAUAAUAAUAAUAAUACCCUUAUUGCCAAUGUGCAACCUGUGUACAAUGAAAUUAACCGAGCCUCCCUCCCCACCACACAAACACUCAAUCUCAUUGCACUCUGUGCGCUUGUCGCACAACACACCAACCCCGAAAGUCAGUUGCACUAUAUUAUUUUCCAUCCAGCAGCCUAACAGUCCACAGAUAGAAACUGUUUUUUAGCCUGCUGGUACGACUGAUUAUGGGACGUGAGUGGUGCUGUGGGUUAAACCACAGAGCCUAGGACUUGCCGAUCAGAAGGUUGGCAGUUCAAAUCCCUGCGACGGGGUGAGCUCCCGUUGCUCGGUCCCUGCUCCUGCCAACCUAGCAGUUCGAAAGCACGUCAAAGUGCAAUUAGAUAAAUAGAUACCACUCUGGUGGGAAGGUAAACGGCAUUUCCAUGCGCUGCUCUGGUUCGCCAGAAGCAGCUUAGUCAUGCUGGCCACAUGACCCGGAAGCUGUACGCCGGCUCCCUCGGCCAGUAAAGCGAGAUGAGCGUCGCAACCCCAGAGUCGGCCACGACUGGACCUAAUGGUCUGGGGUCCCUUUACCUUUACCUAUGGCUGAUUCUACUUCUAUAUCUCCUGCCCAAGGGUAGAAGAUUAAAGAGGUGCUGGCCAGGGUGAGAAUCGUCCCUGAGAAUUUUCCUUGCUCUCCUAAGGCCACGAUCCCUUGUGAUGUCAUCUAGCGGGCUCAGGAGACAGUCCAUGAUAUAAUGUGCUGUGUUCACCACCCUCUGUAGAGACUUUCUGUCUGUGGCUGUCAAGCCAAUGUACUACACUGUGAUACAAUAUGAAAGGACACUUUCUAGUGUGGACCAGUAAAAGGAGGUCAUCAAUUGUUGUUUAACAUGGUUCUUUCGCAAGACCCUGAGGAAAUGGAGUCUCUACCACCUGAGUUAUACUGUUUUUCAGAGUGAGGUCUUCACUAAGGUAAACUCCCAGGAAUUUAAAGGAAGAGACUCUCCCCACACAAACCCCCCCCCAUAUAAUGGGGCUAGUUCCCCUCUCUUCCUCUGAAAGUCCAACCUUUGUCUUGCUAAUAUUUAGGUGCAAGUUAUUCUCUAAGCACCAUGUAGAUACUUUUUGAACCUCCCCCCUGUACACUGAUUCAUUUCCACCUGUAAUUAGUCCCAUUAUGGUAGUAUCAUCUGCAAACUUAAUAAUUGCAGUAGAUGGAUCAGAUGAAAUACAGUCAUAUGUAUACAACGAGUACAGGUAGGGACUCAGCACACCUCCCUGUGGGGUGCCAGUGCUGAGCUUCAGGGAGGUAGAUGUUACAGGCUCAAUCCUCACUGUUUGUGUCCGAUCCCUCAGAAAGUCUUUAAUCCAGUCACAGAUGGUAGAAGAAAGGUCUAGUUCCAUCAGCUUUUUGAUAAGAAUGUCCAGAAGAAUGGUAUUAAAAGCCGAGCUAUAAUCAGUAAACAACAUUGUUAAGAACAGCAGAAGCUGCUGGGAAGAGAGAAAAGGGGAUUUUUUUUAAGAAACAAAUUUAUAAGUUCUGUGCCUUUGUUUCUCAGUUUGAUCCUACUGUGGGAUCAACUAUGCUCUACAUGGAGAAGUACUUUGAUUUAUCUGUCCUGAAUCUUCCAACAAACACUGUUGAGUUUAAGCAAGUGUAAAGUGAUGUGCAUUGAGGCAUAGAAGUGACGACUGUUCACAUGUACACACAUCACAGAGUCUGAACUGCUGUGGACUGACCAGGAAGGAGAUUUUGGGGUUGUGAAGGGUGGCUCAAUGACAGUUUCAGCCCAGUGUUUAGGGAAUUUUUUAAUGUUUGAUGUUCUAUCGUGUUUUUAAUAUUCUGUUGGGAGCUGCCCAGAGUGGCUGGGGAAACCCAGCCAGAUGGGUGGGGUAUAAAUAAAUUAUUAUUAUUAUUAUAAUUAUAAUUAUUAUUAUUAUUAUUAUUGACAGCUGUAUGGAGGGUAAAUUCCGUGCUGAGCUGCUGAUGGUGAAAAGCCCACAGGCUCUGCUGAGCACCUAAUCAGUUAUUUUUAUUUCCUCCUUGUAGGUGUGUAUCAUCACGAGGCAGGAGAAAUUCACAUGGAUGAGGAGACCUUCCAGACUCCAGCGCGCUCAACAAAUGGUGAGAAACUAUUUGCAAAGUUCAGCAGGAGUCUAACAAGCUUUUGGGACAUCAGCGUUUCUCAAGCUGUGGACCAAAGCCCCCACAGGUGGGCAUCGGUCCACGUUCAGGUGAAACUCAGUGCAGCAUCUUUUUCUCAUGGUGGCCAGCCAGGUCCCAUUAUGGGAGGCCCAUAAGUAGAAUCCGAGCAUAAGAGAAACUCUCCCCCUCCUGCAGUUUCCAGCAGCUGGUAUUCAGAUGACCGUGGAGAUCGUAUCUACGGGACCGCCUCUCCUGGUCUGCCCCGCAGAGGACCUUAAGGUCCAUGAACAACCAUAGAGGUCCCGGGCCCUAAGGAAGUCAGAUUAUCCUCCACCAGGGCCAGGGCCUUUUCAGUGAUGGCUCCGGCCUGGUGGACUGCUCUGUCCCAGGAGACCAGGGCCCUUCAGAAUUUAACCUCCUUCCGUUGGGCCCAUAAGACAGAGCUAUUCCGCCUGGCCUUUAAUUUGAAUUCAGCCUGAUCUUUUAUUCCCCUUCUCUUCCCUCCCCCUCCCCUUUUAUGAAGAUCACCCGCUCUGAGACCCCACAGCUAAUUCUCUCCUGGUCUCCACACUGGCCCAAGUAGGUCCAAUUCAGCCAGCUAGCCCUGGGGAAUUAUCUAACUGAUUUUUGAAUUUUAUUGUUAUUCAUGUUUUUAUACUGUAUUUUAUGCUGCUUUUAUAAUUAAGUGUUUUAAAUUUGUUGUUAGCUGCCCUGAGCCUGGCUUUUGAACCGUGAAGGGCGGGGUAUAAAUAAAUUAUCAUCAUCAUCAUCAUUGCCAUCGUGUCUAGCAGCCAUUGAUAGGCCUCUCCUCCGUCGAAGAGUCUUGUGUUUUUUCACAGCCACCCAGGUUGGGGGCCGUCACUGCCUUUGUGCUUUGGUGAAUGGUGCCCUCUCGUCUCCUUUCCUGCCCAGGGUCCCCGACGCCCGGCAUGUGCCCUGCUACUAUCACCCGUCACCACCUGGGAGCUGCCUACUGCAGCGAGGGGAAGCCCUGCCCAGGAGACCAGAAGUGCUGCCGUGUGGGGAAUAUUCUGAAGUGUGUUCUUCCUGAAGGAGGUAUGUAUGCUGCCCCUGCUCCCCAUAUCCCAGUGCCAUGCAUGGUGGAAAGGGACACGGUUCUUCUAAAAAUCAGCAGCUACUUUCCUGGCUGGGAUGGAGCAAUGCUCAAGACCCUGGAGGGGCCCUCUGAAAUCCCUGCUCUUUGCCAGAGUGACCUUGAGAAAGGACUCUGCCUACGCUGCCCUCUGCGCACAGCCAGGAAUCCAAGAGUUGAGGUUCUUGCAUCUGGAGGAGUUACAGGGUGCAAUGGCCGAGCCUCGCCCUAAGAAAAACCCCUUCCUGAUCUCCUCUGCCAUGAGUAAGUGGCCUUACAGUGGCCUGAGUGGAUGAGGAGGUAAAGCACUUUGCACUGACAGGAGUGAGACCUCGUCAGCGUGUAACUCCUGUGCUCAGAGAUCUGCCCUGGUUGCUCAUCUGCAAUUGGGCCAAGCAUAUACAGUAAAGUGGGACGCGGGGGGCACUUUGGGUUAAACCACAGAGCCCAGGACUUGCCGAUCAGAAGGUCAGCGGUUCGAAUCCCCGUGACGGGGUGAGCUCCCGUUGCUCGGUCCCUGCUCCUGCCAACCUAGCAGUUCAACAGCACAUCAAAGUGCAAGUAGAUCAAUAGGUACCGCUCCGGCGGGAAGGUAAACAGCGUUUCCGUGCGCUGCUCUGGUUCGCCAGAAGCGGCUUAGUCCUGCUGGCCACAUGACCCAGAAGCUGUACACCGGCUCCCUCGGCCAAUAAAGCGAGAUGAGCGCCACAACCCCAGAGUCGGCCACGACUGGACCUAAUGGUCAGGGGUCCCUUUACCUUUAUACAGUAAAACACUUAACUUGGGACCAGUUUACCUACGAGAUCAGCUUACCUCACAUGUUCCCACUCCACCACUUCAAUCAGUGGAAUGGGCACUACUGCAGGUGCCACAAAAUUCCCGUUCUGCAUCUGUGGGAAUCUUAAUCUUAAUUUUGCCGAUUCAGCAAAAAUCUGCCUAGAUGCUGUUUUGCAGCCCGAUUCCCAGAUGUGUCCAGGAAAACCCGGACGUAUGGCAGCCCUAUUUAACUUUUCAAAAGCCUUACAUGGCUGUUGUUGAUUAGUGUUUUAUUUUAUUCUUUCGCUGGCGCUUACAUUUUAUGAAAUAAAUACAGUGGAUGCCCGGGUUGCAAACGUGAUCCAUGUGGGAUGCACGUUCGCAACCCGCAGUGUCCGCAACCACAGCGGCACGUCUGCGCAUGUGCAAAGUGCAAUUUAGUGCUUCUGCGCAUGCGCGACCGCCGAAACCCGGAAGUAACCCAUUCCGGUACUUCCAGGUUUUGGCAGUCCGUAACCCAAAAAAACGUAACCUGAAGGGUCUGUAACCCGAGGUACGACUGUAAAUAACUUGCAAUGCUCCAGCCUUCAUUUAUGGCCACCUCCAGCAGCAACAAACCCAGCAGAAGAAUGCUCGCCUGUGGCACAAGAGAUCCACUAACUGCCCUCUUCCCUUGCAGUGCAUCGGGGCUACUGUCCCCACUCGGAAGAUCAUGCUGCUGCUGCUGCUGCCUCCUCCUCCUCCAGCCCCUGUUCUGAUGACUCCCAGUGCACCUCAGAGGAGAAGUGUUGCAUGAGGGGUGGUCUCAGGAGAUGCACCAAGGCUCAGCCAGGUACCGUGACAAGCACCUGAGGCCCCAGCACCCCCACCCCACACUGCAGGGGCCUCCAGAAGGGCCAAAGCAAGCACCGGGGGGCAGAAGAGCUGAUCUUUCCUUCCAGCACUCGCUCCCAGCCCUGAUUAUAUAUAUAUAUAUAUAUAUAUAUAUAUAUAUAUAUAUAUAUACCCCACCCAUCUGGCUGUGUUUCCCCAGCCACUCUGGGUGGCUUCCAACAAAAUAUUAAAACACAGUAAUGCAUCAAACAUUAAAAGCUUCCCUAAACAGGGCUGCCUUCAGAUGUCUUCUAAAAGUCUGGUAGUUGUUCUUCUCUUUGACAUCUGGUGGGAGGGCGUUCCACAGGGCGGGUGCCACUACCGAGAAGGCCCUCUGCCUGGUUCCCUGUAACUUGGCUCCUCGCAGGGAGGCCCUUGGCGCUGGACCUCAGUGUCCGGGCAGAACGAUGGGGGUGGGUACGCUCCUUCAGACUCUGAACCCAAGAGCACCUCAGUCCUGCCAACCUGUCCCAAGCCACCAACCUUUGCUGUCCUUGGCAAGGAAAAGCCCCCUGGGCAGCUGGCCAGCCAUGAUGCGGCCACAGGAGAAGGCUUGGUGCCAAAGGUGCUAAGGGUGUGUCAGGAUGACCCUGCCUUAUCAGCAGACCUGACAGCAGGGAGGGUUGUGAAUCAUGGACGUGGCUCAAGCCAAGAGCCCGUUGCCAUCCCCUGCCUGGUCUGCUCCUCCCCUUCCAGAAGAUGACUUGGCAUAGCCUGGCCUGAUCCAGCAGCCUCCUCUUAGGGCUCUGCUUCUUGCCAAUUCAUUUUCAUUGAUCUUCCAAAUUUUUAACAGAUUAACAGCAAAUUAAUUCAAAUUUAACACAAAUUUAAAUGUCGACUUCAUUUUUACUCACCUAUUAUCUAUGCUUAAUUAAGUAUUCAGUGUAUAUGUUUAAAUCUACGUUUGGUUCUUGCUCCUAUUUAUUUAAUAAUUAUUCGCUUAGAUUCAUACUGUUAUGCUAUUUAUUUGGAUGUUUUGCUUAUGCUGGUCUAUGACUGUAAUAAAGUACUUGACUUGAAAGUUGACUUUUAACCCCCCCCCCUUCAAAACAUUUCUCUUCCCUCCCUCCUUUGCUGCUCACAAUAAAAUACUUCCUAAUUUCUAUUACUUUCCCAUCCAUUCUCUGUUGCCAUUGACUGCUCAUGUUCAAUUCCUGCUGAGACUUUUCUUUAACUAUUUCCCCAGUUAAUCAAGUAGAUUUAAUCUUCCUUUGUCAAUCCAUAUACACGAAUCACUGGUCAUGAUUUUGAAUCGAAAUUUCCUCCAAUGCAACUUCUUCUUAUGGCUCGUCUUAUGUCCUCAAGUUCUGACGGCAACAGACUCAGGAUGCCUUUCCCCUGCUUCACUCUUCCCUUCCUCUCCAGAAAAAAGGGGCCUUUGCCCCAAGAGCCGCCUUUUGCCCGCGUUCCGCCUGUGCGACAGCGAGUGCAAGGACGACCGAAGUUGCAGCCUUGGGCUGAAGUGCUGCUUUAAAGACUGUGGCUUGAAGUGUGUCAACCCCGAGAUUCACCAUCAGGGCAGUGGGCAGCGCAACAGGCAGCUCUGGGAAAGGGAGAAGGCUGAGCCCAGCGGCCAUGGCGGGCAGGAGGAAGGUGAGUUGUGGAACUACAGACUCAGAGAACUGUAGAGUUGGCAGGGACCCAAGGACCUUGCAAUGCUCUAGGGCAGGGGUCGGCAGCCUAAGGCCCAUGGGCCACAAGUGGCUCACGAGGGUUGUUUAACCGGCGAGGCCCCGUGCGCUGCACUAAACUGCGCUAAACAUGGAAGCGAUGCUCCAGAAGCAGCAGCAGCAGCACUGGGAACGUUUGCAGGAUUCUCUCUCUCUUUUUUUUUAAUGAUAUUUAUUAAAGUUUCAAAGAGUACAAAAAUUACACAAAAACCAAAAAUAAAAAUGCAAGAAAAUACAAAAUACAGAAAAAAGAAUAAAGUUUUUAAGAUAUAACCAAAAAAAUGAAAAAUAAAAAGAAACAUACAAAAGAAAAACAGUUAAAAACACGUUCAUUUUCCAAAGCAUAUCUUCCUUACACUUAUUUCCCCGGACCUCCUCGUGCCUCCCUUUUUUGUAUUCCAGUUCAGUUUGUUAGUUCAGCAAAUCCUUACCAUUAAGCUUUUACCCAUUUGUAAACCUUUUUUUGUAUCUCUUAAAGCAUUACAGCUGGAAACCACUUAGUUUCUAUCCAACAUCCUUCUAAGAUUCCUUAAUUUUACAAUAUUUCUGUAAAUAGUCUUUAAAUUUCUUCCAGUCUUCUUUCACUGACUCUUCUCCCUGGUCUCGGAUUCUGCCAGUCAUUUCUGCCCGUUUGCAGGAUUCUCAUUUUGGCCUCCUUGUAGGGCGGUCAAGAGCUACUGAUGACUCCAGGAAGAGGGCCUAACCCCCUCCUUCAGAGGAAGGCAGGGCGAACAGGGACAGAAGUGGGGUGGUGGGUCUUCCACAGUUGGGCAGGUGUCCCAAAGGAAGUGUGUUCUUAGGAGAUUGAUUUUCAAUCAAUCAAUCAAUCAAUCAAUCAAUCUUUAUUACGGUCCAGAGACCCAACAAAUCAUUACAAAGCAAUGCACAGUUCAGACAGCCUACCUCCAGGUUAAACAAGCAUUUUGUUCAGACUUAAAGACAGGGAUCAUUGGUUCUUGCAACCACCGAUAAAAACUUCGCCACUGCUAAUGUUCUAGCAUUUGUCCGGUCUUCCAAUAGGAACCUGACAUAGUGAGCCUCUGAUUUUCCCGGGAAAGGUACCAGCAAGAAUAAUAUCAAUUCUGCCCUGGCUUGCUCAUAUUUCGCCCAGUGCAGCAAAAUAUGUUUUAUAGAAUCAAUGUCUUGAGCACAUGAGCAAAGUCUGUCCUGGUAGGGAACUCCUCUCAACCUGCCAUCCAACACUGCAGAAGGAAAGACUUUUGGCUUUGGUGAAUAACCUUCGAUAAUUUGGUACUGUCAGGUUUUUAAUGUAAGGUGUUAACUUAAAGACAUGCCCAUAUUGUACUUGUUAGAAGAUUUUGUUCAUGGCUUCAGUCUGAGGUUCCAUAAAAAGGGAGUGAAAGGAACCAAGAGCCUUGCAGAGCCGCUACUUCCAAGUCUAGAGUUCUGCAUAGCCAUUGACUGUCUUUAGGAAGUGCAAAGGCCCCCACCCAUUUCUCAGUGGUCCAAGGCAAGCAGUGAGAGGCUCCUGCAGACGCUGGUUGCCCCCAGAGGCAUAGCAAGGUCAGGUGGUACCUGGUGCGAAAAAAAUUUUGUCACCCCCCCCCACACACACACACAUUGCAAUUUUGGGGAACGUUGCCAGGGGUGCGAGCCCCGGCCUCCAGGGGUGCCAGCGCUGCCAAUUGGGAGUGCGAGCACUGCCCAUUGGGGGUGCCAGCACCGCCCGCCAAUCGUGAAAAUCCAACCGCUGAUCUCAUAAAACCUCCCGCCUGGGCUGCGAGUGCCACCCAUCAGGGGUGGGAACACCACCCACCAGGGGGUGCCAGGCUGAUCGCCAGACGCAUUUGUGCAAUCAGUGGGCAUAUUUUCACGACGACGAUUGUGCCAAUCGCAAAAAUCUGCCCGCCGGAGGUGCGAGCUGUGGGAAUGUUCAGGGAUGCAGGAGAGGAUAUAUUGUUUGAUUUUAGCCUUUCCAACUUGUGUAAACAAGUUCACAAUUCAGCAGAAUAACAUUCCCCUUUUUAAAAACUCAGCGGAGGCAUUUGCUCAGGCUCACUAAAGCCUCUAUAAUAACUGUUCCGGUAUUUUCCCCUUUUUCCCUCAUAAAAGAUAAGACACAACACAGUCUUCUAUAAAAGUAUAAAAAGGUUUACUCACACAUCAUUCUGUUCACAAUCGGAUCCCAGAAGGCAGACUUAGCUUAGAAAAGUAACAUAUACCUGGAAACUCUCUCAUAAGGAGACAGUCCCUUUGUCCUCUCUUGGCUGGAGGCCAACAGGGCAUCUUUGGCUAAGCAGAUUUUGCUUCUUCGAGACAUGUAGUCACACAGAGAGAGAGAUGGCUGCCCUGCCCUGUGCUUUUGUCGUUACCUGCACAGGUGAGGCCACGCCCACCUCUAGUCACAUGCAGAGGAAGUCUGUCCCAGCCCAGAAGGAAACAGGAAGUUUACCUGCUGGCUGGACAAACAUUCCUCCCCAUGUGAAAACAUGUUCACUCUAGGAAUGUUGUACUUGACUGCUCUUGUGUUUCACAUCCCACACGAGCGCCACCAUGCCGAUCCGCCCAGGGGGGAUUUUGUCAUCCCCCCCAAGUAUGACACCUGGGGCAGACCGCACCCCCCUUGUGAUGCCUCUGGUUGCACCCCACCUCUGUAGAGCAUCCCAGUGUGAGAGUCCACUUUCUCUCUUUCAGUGCGCCCCGGACAGUGCCCUGUGCCCCAUGGAUCCGGGACGUGCGCAGAGCUCUGUCACAGUGAUGCCUCUUGCCCGCUUGGGCAGAAGUGCUGCAGCAACGGCUGUGGCCACGAAUGCAUGAAAGUCACUGGAGGUAAGAGAAGUCAGUGGGUGCCCAAGCCAUCGCUCUGAGCACCUUCAUUUGCACAUCUAUGCAACCUUAGCCUACGAUGGAGGCGCUCGCAGUGUCAGCACCCCAGCAGAUCUCGCUUCUCCAUGAGUCACUUCUUUGGAUCUGGAACUGAGCAAGCUGUGGGGUAGCUGUGGGGUGGUGGGUCUUCUACACCUGGGCGAAUUAGACAGAACUUUGGCGAAGAAAGCAAAGAAUGGAAACUGAAUAAAAAGAAAAUGUGUAGGGAGGAGAUUCUGGUGAUUUUUUUAAAGUGCCAAAUGAUACAGAAAUGUGGAUAACUGAAUUUAAGAUUGGGGAAAAGGAGAAACUGAGAGAAAAUGGAAUUGAUGUUUUUAUGAUUGAUUGAUUGAUUGAUUGAUUGAUUGAUUAUUUAAUUAAUUAAUUAAUUAAUUAAUUAAUUUGUACACCACCCCUUCAUCCAAUGAUCACAGGGCGGUUCACAACAUGAAAAUACAGUGGUAUCUCGGGUUACAUGCGCUUCAGGUUACAGACUCCGCUUACCCAGAAAUAGUGCUUCGGGUUAAGAACUUUGAUUCAGGAUGAGAACAGAAAUCGUGCUCUGGCGGCGCGGCAGCAGCGGGAGGCCCCAUUAGCUAAAGUGGUGCUUCAGGUUAAAAACAGUUUCAGGUUAAGAACGGACCUCCAAAAUGAAUUAAGUACUUAACCCAAGGUACCACUGUACAAAAUAAGAAAACAGAAUACCUAAUAAAAGCAAAAGCAGAAGAGCUGAAAUCCUCUCUCUUUUCAGCGCCAAUGAAGGGCUCAAUAUAAUCUCUCUCUCUGUUACAGUCAAGCCUGGCAUCUGCCCUGCUCUGGCUCGAGGCAAUGAGUCGCUGCCCCUGCAGUUCUGCUCCACGGAUGUCAGCUGCCCAGGGGACCAGCUCUGCUGCAAGACCAUGUGUGGGCGGCAGUGCUUGCUCCCUUUCGGAGGUGAGAAACUCCCUGGCCAUAGAAGAAAACACUGGGGACGCUCUCCACCUUGGCUUGCCAGAUCAUCCUCAACGUUCCCUGCAGCCUUUCCAGAAUUUCCUCCUGUUCAAUCUUCUCCCUUUCUUCUUUUACCCAGUGGCCAGAGGAUACUGCCCCAGGGAGCCUCCCCAAUCCAGCCAGAAUGUAGCAAAUUGUUCUUCUGACUUAAGUUGUGGUUCAGGCACUGAGUCCCCAAGAAAGAAGAAGUGCUGCAGUUACGGUCAUCUGCAGACUUGCCUGGAGGCUGAGGAAGGUAUUGCUUCUCCAGGAAUGACGGGGGGGGGGGGCGAUGCCAGCAGGACUUGGGAAGGAUGUUCAGCAACGUCACUAUUCAUGGUGCUUUGUAGAGCCCAGAGCAUGGAUCCUGCCCAAGAAGGGGUGGCGCAGAGGCCACUUGCAGAAUCUCCACUCCCUAAUGCCCAGCUGUUUUGUGAUUGCCUGUGGUAGUACUGUGGGACCCAGGGGUGGGAGAGAGCAGUGCACUCUGCACAUGCUCAGCGGCACUCUCGUUUGUCACUUCCUCACACAUUCUAGGACUGAGCCCUGGCAUUCAAAACACCAACCAAAGCCUCUGGACUCUGUUGCCACAGUGCCUUUUUCAGAGAUGUCUAGAGAGGGUAGUUCAGGUACAUGCGGCUAUGAAAGACAAGAGAGACCAUUAGCAUUGGCCAGGAGAAGGGAGAGAUUCAAUAAUAAUAAUAAUAAUAAUGUAUUUUUUAUAUCCCACCCAUCUGGCUGGGUUUCCCCAGCCACUCUGGGCAGCUCCCAACAGAAUUAAAAGCACAAUAAAACAUCAAGCAUUAAAAACUUCCCUAAACAGGGGUUCCAGGCAAUUACCCAGGUCCAGUUUCCUUGGAGGUCAGACUGUGGUGUCUUUAGGAUAGGUGGUUGUAUUCACACAUAUAUCCAGCCUGGGCAUAGGAUGGAGGGGCUCAUGGCAUUAACACCCCAAUAAAACCCUGCUUCUCCAUUAGCCACAGCACAGAGCAAUUCAGUCUCUGUGUCUCCAGCUUCCAGCCUGCUUCCAGCUCAGCUCACACACAAAAACUCCUGCUAUGUAGCACUCGGGUGAGGGGGAUCGAGGAAAGCUCCCCACACACCAUUAGCCUGGAGAGCUUCAUCACUUAGUUGUGGCUCUUGCAGUCUGGCUUAUCCUUUGGGAAUGCCGAAGAGGACACUUAAGGGGCCGGCCAAGGCCAAUGGCUCACAAAGAGACUUGUCUGACUAGCUCAGCAACCUCCACUGUUCUGUUCUAACCCUCCCUGGGCGCAAGACCCCAAGUGUGGGAAUGUUCAGGGAUGCAAUAUAUGGUCUGAUUAUAUCCUUUUCCAACUUGUGUUAACAAGUUCACAAUUUAGCAGAAUAACAUUCCCCUUUUUAAACUUGCAGCGGAUGCAUUUGCUCAGGCUCGCUAAAGCCUCUAUAAUAACUGUUCUGGUAUUUCCCCCUUAUUCCCUCAUAAAAGAUAAGACACGACACAGUCUUCUAUAAAAGUAUAAGAAGAGUUUACUCACAUAUCAUUCUGUUCACAAUCGGAUCCCAGAAGGCAUACUUAGCUUAGAAAAGUAACACACACCUGGAAACUAUCUAAUAAGGAGACAGUCCCUUUGUCCUCUCUUGGCUGGAGGCCAAGAGGGCAUCUUUGGCUAAGCAGAUGUUGCUUCUUCGAUGCAGGUAGUCACAGAGAGAGAGAUGGCUGCCCUGCCCUGCCCUGUGCUUUUGUGGUUACCUGCACAGGUGAGGCCACGCCCACCUCUAGUCACAUGCAGAGGAAGUCUGUCCCAGCCCAGAAGGAAACAGGAAGUUUACCUGCUGGCUGGACAAACAUUCCUCCCCAGGCGGAGACCCAUAGAAAUCACAGGCGGGAGAAGCCUGUGAACCUGGGAUUCAGCUGGCACCAUUUGCGCCCCCCCCCCCACUCGCGGGGAAACCCUGUUUUGGGGAUCCGGAGCGACGUGGGGUGAGUGGCGUGGUGCUUUGAAUCGAUCACUUCUUUCACAGAGUGAAGCCGCAUUGCUGUUGCCGGAGAGCGCUGACUUUUUCCUGUGGACAAUUGGAUUUUAAACGACUACCCGUGAGUAGAACGGAAAAUUGGACUUUGAAACACUUUAAUUUGGCGCUGAAGCGGGAAGGCUCUAAACAGGAAGUCCGCCUCCCGUUUUGUAAAUAGAUUGAAGCAAAGACGUUAUAAGCUAAAGUCUUUGAAAGCUUUUGAUAAAGGAUUAAAUUCCCACCGGACAAGAAUAUAUAACCCCUCUUGGAAGCAGGAGAAGAGAGGGGAAGUUUUGGAUUUAGUAUGCCUGCAGAAGAGAGUCAAAAUUAAAUUGCCACUGCUCUGAACCUGGAAAAGGGCUGCCAGAUGACGUUCGGGGGAUGUUUAUUGACAGAACGGAUUUGACAGCUAGCUAAAAUAAGAAAGGCACUGUCUCCAUUGUCCUCUUCUGCGUUUAAAAAUGAAGGAGAAGUAACCGAAAAUUGAAACUAUUGUUACUUGCUUGAGUUGUGUUUGAAAGAAUUGAUACAAACGGAGACUGUUUCCCUCUAGAGGGAGCAUGUGAAACUGUCACAGGAGUGCAACAGGGAGAGCUCCAGCUGCAAGAUAAGAUUCUGAAAAAUAGAGUCUGACCUUGGAUCACUCAAAAUGUUGAUAGGAGAAGCCAUUGUGACUGUAUUAUACAAGAUAAACUACUCGCUGGAACAGCUUCAUAAAAAGACAGAUGACACGAUCUCUAAAAUUGACAACUUGGAACAGAACGUGAUUAAUUUGAAUCAAAAAGUGAGUGUCAAUACAGAAACAACUCAGGAUUGGGUACAGGAACAUAUCUUGGUUGGACAAAUGGUGGAGGAAAAGGAGAAAGCUGAUGAUGUGAAACCAAAAGUAGUACAAGCGGGAUCCUUAAUUUCUCAGAAGCAGAUUGAGGAUUAUAAAUUGAGGUCUUUCAUGACUGAAUUUAGCAAAAGUCAAAUUUUGAGGCUAGGAUCCCGGCUUGGGCUGAAGAAGGAAAGUUGGAAAGAACCCUCUAUCCAGGGAUUGACUGACUUUUGGGACAUGGACCUGGACUUGGAGGAGUUUGAAGUUUUGGGGGUCGCUAAAAUUGGAGGAAUCCUGAAAUACGUUCUGAAACACUCUAUGGACUUUACUUUUAACUUUGGAAAUUUGGCUGAACUGUCCAGAAGGAACAAAAGAAUUGCUAGGCUGGAGUUUUCCCGAGAUUUGCUCCUGAGCAUCAAAGAAUAUGAAGAAGACCUGCAGAAGGGACUUGGAAGAGAUUUAAGAGCCUCGGAUAUAAGGGCACCAGGUUGAUGGAUUAUAUGGAACUGACGAAAAGGACUGGCAGAAUCCGAAGCCAGGGAGAGGAGAUAGUGGAAGAUUAAUGGAAAAUUUAAAGUGUUUAUUUAGAAAUUUUGUUAAAGUAAUGACUGUCAGAAAAAUGGUGGAAUGAUAUUUUAUGGAUUUAGCAGAAAUGCUAUAAGAAGUUGGGUGUAUAUAAGUAAUCAACCGUUAAUGGGAAAUAAGGUUAAAGCAUAUGUUAUUCACAAUAUGACAGAAAAUAGAGAAAGAUGGAAAGGAUUUGCUGAAACAAGUACUAGAAGCGGGAUACAAGAAGGGAGGUGUGAGGAAGUCGAGGAAACAAGGGAAUGAAAGACAGAGUAUGGAAAAGGAGGGAUGUUUUUAAAUUGUUUUUGUCUUGCUUUGUUUAUGUGUUUAGUUCAAUGGGUUUAGGGUGGGCUUAUAUUGUUUAUAUAUUGUAUUGUUUUUCUCUUUCUUUAUUCUUUUUUUGUUUUCUCUCUCUUUUUUCUACUUUUUUGUAACUUUUAAAAGCAAUAAAUAUUUUUUUUUUUUAAAAGACAAACAUUCCUCCCCACGUGUAAGCAUAUUCACUCUAGGAAUGUUGUACUGGUACUUGACUGCUCUUGUGUUUCACAUCCCACACCAAGAACUGGAAGGGACUCGUGGCGUCAUUCAGACAAGAGUGUGGCUGGAGGAGGUAGAACCAGUGGCGUAGCAAGGUCAGGUGGUACCCCGUGCAGAACAUUUCUUGUCAAACCCCACCACCACCACCACAUUGAACUUAUUAAAAGAAGGGAAAAUAAGCUACUUAGAACUGGUGUCCUGCUUCUGUGGUUCAGGGCACAGAUGCAAACCUCUCCUCCUUCACCACUCUUUUCUCUUCCCCCAGAGCACCCUGGCAUGUGUCCGAGAAAGAAAGUGGUGCGUAGCUUUGCCCCCUGCGAGGACAAGUGCCGAGACGACAGAGACUGUGACAUCACCAAGAAAUGUUGCUUCAGUGGCUGUGGCCGGGACUGCCUGGACCCAGGUACUGGCACAACACCUGCACAACAAUAGCACAAAAAGGGCACAGACCUCAGAGCUCUGGGGCCCAAGAACAUCCCCUCCUUGACCUCCAUCCCCUCUGCCUCCCACAGUUCCCAGCGACCGAUGCCUAUUGCCCCCUGAGAUCGGAUUGUGCAGAGCGUACAUUCAGCUUUACUUCUACUGCCCAGUGCGGAGGAGGUGCCUUCAGUUUCUUUAUGGCGGCUGCGGGGGCAACAGCAACCGAUUUAGCACAAAGGAGGAAUGUCAGAAGUCCUGUGGGAAAAUCAAGGCAGGUAUGGAACAUCUGCCUUGUUUUUUUUUAAUAUUUAUUGACUGCAAAGAAAAAAUUAAAAAAAGAAUAAAGGGUGCAUCAUGGACUCUGCCGCCCACUAAACUCUCAGCUCACAAUUCGAAUCUGGGAUAAAGAAAUGGCAGGUUGACAUUAGAAGAGUUCUGCAGGUAGACGAGUCUCAUUCAAACUCAGCCUUGGGGAGUUAUCCUGGCUCUGUGCUACCCAGGAAAACCCAGCUGGUGGCAGCAACAGCCAGGAGUAUUUCUACAACUGUUGAUGCAGCAAUUGCGAUACUAUCUGGAGUGGUUAGACCUGACAGUUGCAAAAUAUUCAGCAGCCAAGUGGUUGUUAAACAGGCAGCUCUUCAAAAUAUUUUGUGCAUACACGUACACAAACACACACAUACACACAGACUGAACAUCCAUGCACAUUUGUGCAAGGGAGUCCAUGGCAGCAUAGAAUGAUAGAAUUGUAAGGUUGGAAGGGACCCCAAGGGUCCUCUAGUCCAACCCCCUGCAAUGCAGAAUAGAGUGGUACUGUUAUUUCUCUUGACCUGGACACUAUAGCUCUGCUGACGCAGCUUAGAAUAGGAGCAGCUCUCUUGCUGCUGCAUCCCACAGUGGACUCAUGUUCAGCUUGCAGUCUGCUAAGAGCCCUAGUUGCUCUGGGGUUCCUCACUGCCACAGGCACUUAGGGGUUUGGUUUCCCAAUUACAGGUAGGUAGCCGUGUUGGUCUGCUGUAGUCAAAAGAAAAUAAAAAAAUUCCUCCCAGUAGCGCCUUAGAGACCAAGUUUGUUCUUGGUAUGAGCUUUCAUGUGCAUGCACACUUCUUCAGAUACACUGAAACAGAAGUCACCAGACCCUUAUAUAUAGUGAGAGGGUGGGGAGGGGUAUUACUCAGAAGGGGGGUGGGAAUGGGUGACUGGCUGAGAGGUGUGGUAAACCUGUAGAACACUGUUAACGACUGCAAUUGGUCUUACAGGAAAAAGCAAGGGGUGAGAUGGCUAAAAAUAGCUUUAUCAUGUAUAAUGAGAAAUUAUUUUGUAAUAGUCCUAUUUAAUCGCUCAUCUUCUACCAUUGUGUAUGCCAUCAAAUGCCAACAGUGCCCUUCAGCCCUCUAUAUUGGACACACAGGCCAAACCCUAUGCCAAAGGAUAAAUGGACAUAAAUCUGACAUCAGGAAUCACAAGACAGAGAAACCAGUAGGAGAACACUUCAAUCUCCCAGGACAUUCUAUACAAUAUCUCAAAGUAGCUGUCUUAUUACAAAGGAAUUUCAGAAAUAGACUGGAAAGAGAAGUUGCUGAAUUGCAACUUCUCGCCAAACUUAAAACCAUGGAGAGACCUGGUCUGAAUAGAGACAUUGGAUUCUUAUCUCAUUAUACAUGAUAAAGCUAUUUUUAGCCAUCUAUAAAGGUCUAGUGAUUUCUGUUUCAGUGUAUCUGAAGAAGGUGCUACUGGAAGGAAUUUUUUAUUUGGUUUCCCAAUGUCGUUCUCUGGCCCAGAGGAAAGUUGCGCCAGUCAUGGGCAACUGUCGCCUGCUGCCUGUGGUUAAACUGCUCCUGGCUCACCUCCCCCAGCUGCCUUAUAAGAAGGUCCCACCCCCAGGGAGCCCCCACUCCACUUCCAGAGACCACCAUGCAGCUCCACCUUGCCCUUCUCCUCCUGCUUCUGGGGCUUCUGUCCACCUGUGCCAACUCUUCUUCUGCUGCUGGUGGUGGUGAGAGCCAGCGUCACCUGCCAAGGGGUGAGUGGGGGACAUGGCGGCCGUGCACCCCACCUGAGGGUGGUCUCUGUUUGCCCAGGCCAGGGGGGACUCAUGAGGACAACCAGGCAAGGACUGCGCCGGGUGGUCCUGCCCAGAAGCAUUUAGCCCUUUCGCCCUCAGCGCUUGCAGGUUCACAGGGCUGAGGUGAGGUCCAAAUUCCUGGGGCCUGGCAGUCCGAUUCUUUUGAUUUAUGUAAUUCUUAACCAAAUCCAUAUUUUACAUUCAAUGCACGCACAGUUCUGAGCAAUGGCUUGCACACUUGUGCUGUGAACUGAGCCUUUCUGAGCAUUUCCAAAUCUAUAGGAACAUUCGCUCCUGCGCUUUGAUGGCAGGAGAGCACAGCCUCGUUUUCUGAUUGUAUGUUUUCAUAAGCGAAGCCCGUGUGAAUACAACAAAGCGCUUGUGUGAUACACAUUGGGUUGGGUUGCCCACGCAGGCCUAACAUUUAAAGUGCAUGGUUGGUUCUGCAACAAUCGUGUGGGUGCUUGUAUUAUUGAUAUGAGUCAUUAGGAUCUUGAUAUUCUCAACAAGUACGGAUACCAUCAUAUUUAUUAUUAACAUGAAAAUGAGACCACACCGUUAUUUUAUAUCCAUGUAAAGAUUCUUAGCCUUCGCAGAGGUGCCCCCCCAAAAAAAAUUUCAGCAGGGGCCAAACCUACUUUUGGUGGCCCUGCAUGUCCAGCUGUGCGUGCUUUCUGCCCUCUGGGUGUUGGGGGGGGGUCUUGGUAGUGAAGCCUUUUCUAGCCUGAGUCCUGGCAGCUGUUUUGGAUUACGGCAGCUGGCUGUGCUGCAAUAGGAACGAGGCAUUCAUGGCCCAUGCAGAUGUUUCUGAACUACAACUCCCUUCCACCUCACCAAGCAUGCCCAAUGGCCAGGGGUGAAGAUGGGAGUUGUAGUUCAGCAAGCACCCAGGGGGCCAAAGGUUCCCCACACCUGGCAUAUGGAAAGGAAAGGUCCCUCAAGUUUGGCAUUAAGAUGCUUCUGGGACAGGGCCCCACUGAGAAAGAUGUUAGGAGUGAUGCCAAGUGUCACGUGGAAGCGGACAUGACCCAGUUAAUUUCUAGCCUUUCCCUCCUACACAGAACUUAAAGUUGGCCUCUUGAAUUUCACCUGCCAUUAUCUCUGCCUUUAGGAGCUGAUGAGGAGCUUCUGAUGGAGCUGGCAUCCCAUUCUGUUCCUGGUAAGUGUAAAGUCUGUGAUGCGAAGGCACCUUCCCAAGUUUUCUCAACAGGCUGGUGAUGCCUCUAGGAUGGCAAACAUUCCUCUGCGUGUUUUUAGCAUUCUCUCUCUCUUCACAUUAUUCGCAAAUUGUUUGGCUGAUCCAGAGGUUUUCAAGCUUUGUGAGUCCACGGCUCCCUUGACCAACUACAUUCUUUCUGUGGCACCCCUGUGGGGCUUGGAAGCCCAGUUACACCAUAAAGCCAGCAGCCCCUUGUGGAGUGUUCCCUCAGCCUCCUUGGGAAUCCCUCCAGCAGCCGCUGCUGCCACUCCUCUGUCUCUGAGCAGCCCCAUGCCCGCCCCACAGAGAAGGAAAGAGGGAUGGAGGCCAGGGUUGCCCACAGCACCAUCCUUCAAGGCACCCCAGGGUGCCAUGGCACACUGGUUGAAAACCGCUGGGCUAAUCAGAUGGCUUUAAAAGAGGUUUGGAUUGAUUUAAGCAGGAGGAGAGGGCUAUCGAUGGCUCCUAGGCAGAAUGGCUCUGCUCUGCCUCUCAGAGGCAGUGAAUGGUUUCAAAGGCCACUUGCUGGAAAGCCACAGGAGGGCAGAGUUGCUCUUGAGCUCAGAUCCUGCUCCUGUGUUUCUCACAAGCCUCUGGUUGGCCGCUGUGAACACAGGAUCCUGAAUGAGAUGUGUUUAUGUUCUUAGUUUAUGUAUUACUGUAUUUUAAUAUUUGGUUGGAAGCCGCCCAGAGUGGCUGGGGAAACCCAGCCAAAUGGGCGGGGUAUAAAUAAAUUAUUAUAAUUGUUGUUGUUGUUGUUGUUGUUGUUGUUGUUGUUGUUGUUGUUGUUGUUUAAUGUUUCCCACCCACCCACCAACACUCCCCUCCCACCCUGCUUAUUUCUCCUGACCUCCCUUGGCUCUUCAAAUGUCCUCUCUCUCUCUCUCUCUCUCUCUCUCUCUCUCUCUCUCUCUGUUAUUUAAUCUUUAUCGAUUUUAAAUAUUGAAUCCAUUCCCCACAAAAAGAACCAAAGGAAAAACAAAACACAUCAACUACAAAGGAAAUGUUACAUAUAAAAUAAAUUCUUCCAUACGUUGAGACUUCCGUCAUCCUCAGCACGGGUUCUUCGUUUCCUUGUUGACUGCAUAUUGUGUGACCUUUAACUUAUCAUAAAUUAUCUAUGAUCUUUGUAGCAUAUAACAUUGCAGAAGUUAAUCAAAGCACAUCAAAGAUUUCAUAUGUGAACAAUGUUCUUUUAAAUAUAAUCUGUACGUAUCCCAUUCUUUGUUAAACUUUUGCUUUGUCUCCUUCCUAAUUUUCCCUGUCAUCUUUGCCAAUUCUACAUGGCCAAAUAAUUUCGCCUGCCACGCCAUUUUAGCUGGCAUUUUGUGUCCCUUCCACCAUUUGGCUAUCAGCAUUUUCGCGGCGGUGGUUGCAUGCACGAAUACCUUCCUCAGUUCCUUCGGAAUAUCUGCUGCCAUGAUGCCUAAAAGGAAGGCUUCUGGUUUUUUGAUGAAAGUUAGUUUAAAUGUUAUUGUUUUUAGCUCAUUAUAAAUAAUUCCCCAAAGUUUAUUUUAUCUUUUUACAUUUCCACCCAUGUCAUCUUAUUGCUGUUGUGAAUUUUAUUUCUGAGCGCCAUACAUAUUGCGACCACAGCGCCAUCGCCACCCAGUGUCCCCUUUCCUGGGGGUUUUUAAGCAGAGCUUGGGUGGCCAUUUGUCCUGGAUGCUUGAGCUGAGAUUCCUUCCUGCUGGGGGUUGGACUAGAUGACCCUCGGGGUCCCUUCCAACUCUACCAUUCUAUGAUUCUCUGACCUCGCCACAGUCUGUAAAACGGGUCUCUCCUCCGUGCCUAGAUUUCUGCAACCUCCCCAGUGACCCCGGCCAUUGCGACAACUCCACCCUUCGAUUCCACCACAGCUCCCACACGGGGCAAUGUCUGAAGUUUCUCUACCGAGGCUGCGGGGGCAACAGGAACAACUUUGGGACGCAGCUGAGUUGCCUGCAGACGUGCGCGGAUCCUGGUGAGCAGGCAGGGGGCAGUCCAGUGGGCUGGGGACGGGGAGGGUAAAUUCAUCCCUUUCUCUGUUUGCUUUAUGCAUGCCGUGAAAUACUGUAUGCAAGAUGAAAGAAGGGCCAAGGAAUGAGAGGUCAGCAAACUUUUUGAGCAGGGGGCCGGUCCACUGUCCCUCAAACCUUGUGGGGGGCUGAACUAUAUUGGGGGGGGGGGAUGAACAAAUUCCUAUGCCCCCCAAAUAACCCAGAGAUGCAUUUUAAAUAAAAGGACACAUUCUACUCAUGUAAAAACAAGCUGAUUCCCGGACAGUCCGCGAACCAGAUUUAGAAGGCAAUUGGGCCGGAUCCAGCCCCUGGGCCUUAAUUUGUCUACUCAUGGGCUAAAGUUUCCUACAGUCUAAAGCUCUUUGAAACAAAUGUUUUCCACCUGCUGUCUACAGUCCAGAAGGGAGCAGGCCAAACAGACUGCCUUGGGCAAGGAGUUCCACAGAUGUGGAGCCACCACUGAAAAGGCCCUAGACCAGGCUGAGGAGCCCGUUACGCCUGAGGGCCAUAUUCCCUCAUGGACAAUCUUUCAGGGGCCACAUGGUUGUUUACAGUAUUCUCUUAAAUACAUUAUUAUUAUUAUUAUUAUUAUUAUUAUUAUUAUACCCCGCCCAUCUGGCUGGGUUUCUCCAGCCAUUUUGGGCGGUUUACAGCAUAACUAAAAACUUAAUAAAUUUCUCCCCACCCCCAUUUUCAUUAAAUUAAAUUCAUCUUUUUAAAAGUUCUCUUACAUUUCUGAUUAAAAAAUAUGCUACUUGUGCAUCUGAUUCUACAUGGCUCUGCACAGAGGAAGAUUUUGGCAAAUUCCUGCUGUUUCGUUCCAGGUGUCUGCCAGCUCCCACAGCAUCAAGGAAACGGGGAUGCUCUGCGCACUCGCUUCUACUACAGCCCCACCUCCAGGACCUGUGAGGGGUUCAUCUAUCGAGGGCACGGAGGCAACGGAAACAACUUUUUGACGAAAGAAGACUGCCUACAGUUCUGUGCAGCUCAUGGUAAUAAUAAUAAUAAUAAUUUAUUAUUUACACCACGGCCAUCUGGCUGGGUUUCCCCAGUCACUCUGGGCGGCUUCCAACAAAGUAUUAAAAUACAGUGGUCUGUUAAACAUUAAAAGCUUCCCUAAACAGGGCUGCCUUCAGAUGUCUUCUAAAAGUCUGGUAGUUGUUUAUCUCCUUGACAUCUGGUGGGAGGGCGUUCCACAGGGAGGGCGCCACCACCAAGAAGGCCCUCUGCCUGGUUCCCUGUAACUUGGCUUCUCGCAGGGAGGGAACCACCAGAAGGCCCUGGGAGCUGGACCCAGGUGUCUGGGCAGAACGAUGGAGGUGGAGACGCUCCUUCAGGUAUACUGGACCGAUUCCAUUUAGGGCUUUUAAGGUCAGCACCAACACUUUGAAUUGUGCUGGGAAAUGUACUGGGAGCCAAUGUAGGUCUUUCAAGACAGGUGUUAUGUGGUCUCGGUGGCCACUCCCAAUCACCAGUCUAGCUGCCAGUUUCUGGAAACUGCAAGAGAUCCUGCAUGCUGAUUUCCCACAAGAAUCUGUUUGGCCACUGUGUUCACAGGAUGCUGGUCUAAGUGGGUCCCUGGCCUGAACCAGCAUGUCUUCUGAUGGGUUUAUCAUGUUCCAAAUCUCCAGCUGGUAAGACGAGCCCUCUGAGACUGAUGGGAGGUGCCUCUCUUCUUUUUGCAGGUAGACAGUGACCCCCCUCCAAGGCAAGAUACAAAGCUCCUGGGACCCUCCAAAGAAAAGACCACCAACCCAAGGCUGACUCCCCCUUCCUUCUCCUCUCUUUCUCCCCCUCGCUUGCCCACACUUACAUCUUAAGAGCUCGAUCUUUGCUUCUCCAGCCACAGCCCUCAGAAGGGUCCCUGCUCCCUCAGAGGGACUCCUUCUCCCUUGCUGCCCCUUCUGGCAGUGUGGUGCAGUGGUUAGAGCACUCUGCCAUGAAGCCCACCGGGUGACCUUGGGCAAGUCACCCAUCUCCCAACUUAAGCCAUGCCACAGUUCUGUUAUUCUAUGAUUCUGCUGGGUGAGAUAGAAAGGCCGUGUGACAAUAACAAUGGUGAUCCUUGAAUUGCAGGGGUUGGACUAGAUGAGCCCUGGGGUCCCUACCGACUCUACAGUUUCAUGAUUCUGUGUCCUCCUCCCCCCCUUCCAGAGAAUAGCCCUGUGAUACCAUCUCUCUCGUUUCUCAAAACUCCUUUUCUGCAAAGUCUUUGCACAAUGCAAUCAUCCUUCAUUACCCUCCCUGCCUCCCAUCAGAUUGUAAGCUUUUGGGGGCAGGGACCUGACUUUGCUUCUGGUACUCACCAUAUGCCUUGCUGUCAUGGGCACAGCCAGGAUUUUUGUUGUCGGGGGUGGGAGUUGUUAGGGAGCAGGCUUCUGCUGGGGUGUGGCAGAACCACAGUGAAUUUUGUAUUUUUAAUGCUUUUCGGUCAUUUUGGAGGAUUUAAGGAGGGCUCUCGCUAUGCCCAUGCUUGCUGGUACUAUUUCCACCCCCACCAUUAUAAGGCUGUUCCAGCUGCUGGUUUGCUUGGAGGGUUAAGCUGAGCUUUGUGCACCCUGCAAUAAAACCACUGCCUUAUCGCGAAAUUGACAUAUAAAUUGCGAGAUAAGGACAACUGUGACUUUAAAGAAGAAUGGGAACCUUUUACAAAUUAUUUUAAAAAACAACAAAAUGAACUGGACUCCUUGGCAGGUUUUGAAUAAACAUACACAAACUUAUUGUUACGAAUAUAAUAGAUAGAUAAGUUGAGGAUCUUUACCUUUUUAUAGCAUGCAGAGAAUAAUAUGUGUUAAAAAAUCAGAGAGAGGAGCUGAGGGAAGUCGUAGGGAGGGGGGAGGGGAGGGGAGGGGAAAAUGGGGGGAAACAUAAUGAAGAUGAUUUGUUGGAAUACUUUGUUAUGUGAAAACAUUUAAUAAAAUUAAAAAAAUAAUAAUCACUGCCUUAUCUGCAGCCUGGAAAAUCUGGUGAUUGUGUUGCUACAUGACACUCCAGUCGCCAAACGGUGAUGGGCUCCUGGAGUUGCAGGCACAGUUUCCUUGGAAGAAAGGUCAGAGAAGACUGUGGUUUAUUUAGACUAGAGGGUUUUAUUUACACUCAUGUACAUUGUUACGGAAAUCUAGGUGCGAGGCUGCUCUGCCACCUAGCUCGUCGGACUGAGGUAUCUGAAGGUAUUCUGGGAAGGGGGACCUAACAAACCUGCCCCCCCCUUCUGCUCCGUAACAACAUCCAGAGAACAGGAUGGGGUUGGAGGCUCACAGCAUAGACACCCAAACGGCUCUCGCAAGCAGGUCUCAGUGUCUCCAGCUUCCAGCCUGCUUUCUAUCUCAGUUGACUCCUACUGAAAUAUAUUCGGAGUCGAGAGUAGAUUUCCUGCUCUUUAUUCAUAGUGGUGAGGAGGAAUGGAAGUUCCCCCAGAAUGUCUGCUUUAUAUACAUUAUUUACACAAUGGGCCCCACAUGAUUGGCUAAUUCCGGGAUUCACCUGUAGGCCAAUCAGGUUGCGGAUUCACUUCCACCUGGAGCUGGAUUGGGUGGCUCCUGUGGACCAAUCAGAGUGCUGCAUUCUGGGUCCUAUUGUUCUAGGACCAAUCAGACUGCUGCAUUCUGAAUCCUAUUGUUCUAGACCAAUCAGACUGCUGCAUUCUGGGUCCUAUUGUUCUAGGACCAAUCAGACUGCUGCAUUCUGGGUCCUAUUGUUCUAGACCAAUCAGACUGCUGCAUUCUGAAUCCUAUUGUUCUAGGACCAAUCAGACUGCUGCAUUCUGGGUCCUAUUGUUCUAGACCAAUCAGACUGCUGCAUUCUGAAUCCUAUUGUUCUAGGACCAAUCAAACUGCUGCCUUUUGGAUCCUAUUCAACCCAGGACGUAACACCUACCUAGCAGCUAGGUGAGGGGGGUGUAAGAAAACCGCCCCCCAUUUGUUCUAUGGCACAGAGAAGUUACUUCGGUUCAGCUAAUGGUGGUGCAUAAAUAGCCAAAGCCAUUGUCUGGACAAAGAGACUCGUUUGGCCAGCUGGCUUCCUCCAUUUCGCCCUCGUAGGCUCCCAAGAACUGGAAGGGGCAUCAUCCAGACUGACCCCAAAACUCACAGCACCGCAACACUGCCCCACUGCUCUGAGCCUGCCAGGCCUGGGGGGCUCGUGGUAGAAUCGCUCGUCGUGCUCCCGUUUCCACAAGACCUACCCCAAGGUUUUGUGAGCAGCUUCAGCACAGACUCCAAUGCCAGCCCACUCUCCUCCCAGCUUUGUUGACUGCUGGUGCCAUGCGAGGGCGGCUUUGUGGGGAUUUUCCGGACCCCAAAUUCUUCUGAAUCAAAGGAUCUGGAAAAUUGCAGAGCAGUGGGGGAUUCCUGCUGAAGGUUUGAGUUUCUAGCCCCAGCUGUUGUGGGAAGCCUGAGGGGAUGCAAACGAGCUCUAAAAGGGCUUUUUGAAGCAGGAUGAGGGUCAUGGCGUCCUCUGGGUCAGGUCCAGGGCCAGAUUUAGGUUUGAUGAGGCCUUUAGCUCCUGAAGGUAAUGGGGCCCUUUAUAUGUCCAGCUGCCCUUUGUCAACAACAAAUUGCUGCUCUUUUUGUGUAGAAUAUAUGCUAUAUGGUAAUUUAUGGACCUAAUAGGUAUCUGAAGCCAUUUGCACACGUGGUCAUGCAACCAGUCCAUGCAGAAUGUGUUGUUGUUGUUUAGUCGUUUAGUCGUGUCCUCCUCUUCGUGACCCCCUGGACCAGAGCAUGCCAGGCACUCCUGUCUUCCACUGCCUCCCGCAGUUUGGUCAGACUCAUGUUUGUGGCUUCGAGAACACCAUCCAACCAUCUCGUCCUCUGCCGUCCCCUUCUCCUUGUGCCCUCCAUCUUUCCCAACAUCAGGGUCUUUUCCAGGGAGUCUUCUCUUCUCAUGAGGUGGCCAAAGUAUUGGAACCUCAGCUUCAGGAUCUGUCCUUCCAGUGAGCACUCAGGGCUGAUUUCCUUCAGAAUGGAGAGGUUUGAUCUUCUUGCAGUCCAUGGGACUCUCAAGAGUCACACCCAGUAUAUAGAAAUGAGCAAACCAGUGAUAUUUUAGGGAGCAGGCGAGCAGGCGGGGACCAUGACUUACAUUAUAGGAGCCUACACAACACAAAACACGGUUGCUGUAUGUAGGUUUCAUUUUAUUGUUUUUUAUCUUAUAUUAUGGAAAUGUACAUCCAGGGUUUUUUUCCUUUAAUUUUUUUGGGGGCCCCCAAGAGAGUGGGGCCCUAAGCUAUAGCUUGUUUAGCUUAUACGUAAAUCCAGCACUGUCCAGGUCUCACUGCUACAGCUUGGAAACUUCUGCCUUCAAAUAAGGUGAGCAGCUGACACAGCUCUCUCUGCUGGCCAGGACCUGAACCUGAGGACACCAGAGAAAGAUCUGCAAAGGAUGAAGCUUGGCCAGUCCAGCCCAGUUUACAUGUCUCUUUAGACCCAGCUAAGGAGCACCCAUGUUGGGACAUGGGUGGCGCUGUGGGUUAAACCACUGAGCCUAGGGCUUGCCAAUCAGAAGGUCAGCGGUUCGAAUCCCUGCAACAGGGUGAGCUCCCAUUGCUCAGUCCCUGCUCCUGCCAACCUAGCAGUUCGAAAGCACAUCAAAGUGCAAGUAGAUAAAUAGGUACCGCUCUGGUGGAAAGCUAAACGGCAUUUCCGUGCGCUGCUGUGGUUCGCGGCUUAGUCAUGCUGGUGGUGCUGUGGGUUAAACCACAGAGCCUAGGGCUUGCCAAUCAGAAGGUUGGCGGUUCAAAUCCCUGCAACGACGGGGUGAGCUCCCUUUGCUCGGUCCCUGCUCCUGCCAACCUAGCAGUUCAAAAGCACCUCAAAGUGCAAGUAGAUAAAUAGGUACCGCUCCGGCGGGAAGGUAAAGGGCGUUUCCAUGCACUGCUCUGGCUUGCCAGAAGUGGCUUAGCCAUGCUGGCCACAUGACCCGGAAGCUGUACGCCAGCUCCCUCGGCCAAUAAAGCGAGAUGAGGCCACAACCCCAGAGUCGGCCACAACUGGACCUAAUGGUCAGGGGUCCCUUGACCUUUAAGGAGUACCUAAGAAGGGCUGGCAUCACAAACAAGACUGGUUCUCAGUCCCCCCCCUUGUCCAGCCCCCUCCCUCUCUGCCUACACCUCUGUGCUUGGACAGGUGCUGCCUGGAACAUAGACCCACCCACGGGUGACAGUCGGUACCCAUUCAUGCAUUCAUUCAUUCAUGAGCACCAGCCAAAAUCUGUUUAUUUAUUUCUUUAUUUGAGUAUUUAGAAAGCACCAACACAUCAACAGAGAGACUAAAUGACCCUUGGCAUGGGCAUAGCCGGGGGGCAGGGAGGGGCAGCUGCCCCCUAAAUCAAUAAAAAAUUUAAAAAAUACAUAGCUAACUGAGGUUCUUCCCCCCAGCAAAGAUCCUGGCUAUGCCCAUGACUCUUGGGGUCCGACUCUACUGUUCUAGGAUUCUAGGAACUUAACACUCAGGAGGCGGCCAAUAUCUGCCUUUUUCUGUAUCUUGGACGUAAGGUGACAUCUUUUUCUCAGCGGGCACCUGCCUUGCAUGGCUCAGUUUCCAAAUGGGGGGAGAGGAUCUGCUAUGAGCUUUGCUUGGACAAAUGCAGUUUUUGCUUCUCGUUUCCUUGGGGUGGGAAGCGCAGCCGUAUAUCCUAUCAAAGCCCUUCUCCCCUUCCAAAGCGCAAACAAGUGCAUCUCAUGCCACUCAGGUCGUCACCGAGGUCAGGGACAGCUGCAGGGGAGCAGGCUGUGGGGGCUGCAAGCAGCAUUCGAGGAGCAACGGAAACCAUGAGAGGGGGCAGCUACGUCAGCGGGUCAUCCAGCAGCGCUCCUUGGGUAAAAUGAUCUCCUUCCUUGGAGGUUUAUCAGCAGAGGUUUGAUGGCCACCUGUCAUGGAUUCUGCAUUGCAGCAGGUUGGUCUAGAACCCUACAAUUCUAUGAUUUUGGAGAUCCCUAAACUUCUCCACAGGAUCAAGGAUCUACGAAGAUGUGGACCAAGAGGCCUGA